AUUCACGUCAUUGAGCAGCGAACAUCACGACCGCACAGUUGUCUAUGAAAAGCCGGAUUUAGUUGUGCCGUCUUUUACACUCUGAAUGUUUUUAAACAGCACAUGUCUGGCGACCGGAAGUAGGCACAACAGAUGCAGUGCUGUGACUAAGCGAGAGUAAUAACGUUAGGUUACUCGAUAUGUGUCUCUGAUACUGCGGGUGGAAAGUUGGCUGUUAAGGACCAGCGAAUGUACAACGAGGAAUAUGGUGUUGUUUUUUAUAUGAGCAGUGGUUCAAUGCCUUUUCCUCUUCCUGGUAUGAUUAGCGGAAGCCAGCAGUACAGUAACGUUAGUGUGUGUUUGUCUCUUCAUCUGCAGCAGCAGCAGCCGGUUGUGACAGACAGCGAUCCACUUCCCGGUGUGUUUCAUUAACGGACAGACAUCUGAACAUCUUCUCAGCGGCGUUGGACUAUUGAAUACGGAGUAGGUAUAUCAGUGAGAGACUGAUUUCUGAAGAUGACGGGUAAAUCAGUCAAAGACAUUGACCGCUAUCAGACUGUUCUCACAUCUCUUCUCGCGCUGGAGGAAAACAAGUUUUGCGCUGAUUGUAACGCCAAAGGUCCCAGAUGGGCUUCCUGGAAUCUUGGAAUCUUCAUUUGUAUCCGCUGUGCGGGAAUCCAUCGGAAUCUUGGCGUUCACAUAUCACGAGUUAAAUCUGUAAACCUGGACCAGUGGACUCAUGAGCAGAUACAGUCUGUUCAGGAGAUGGGGAAUGCCAAAGCUCGGCGACUAUACGAGGCCUUUUUACCAAAGUGCUUCCAGCGCCCUGAGACAGACCAAGCGGCUGAGAUUUUUAUCCGUGACAAAUAUGAUAAGAAGAAAUAUAUGGAUAAAUGCAUUGACAUCCAGUCCUUCAGGUUUUCUUUACAUUGUCAGAAAGAAAAGAGUGAGACAGUGACGAAAGAGGCUCCUGUUGUUUUUGAAAAGAUGAAGCUGAAAAAAGACGAGUCACAACCAUUCAAAAACAGUCCAAAGCAGUCACAGUCCGUUAAUGACUUACUAGGACUAGAUGCCCCUGCUCCUCAAGCUACCGUGUCCAAUGGCAAACCGAGUACUGAACUCAGUCCCGCCCUCGACCUCUUCAGCUCUCUGCCUGCUGCCGUCAGCACCUCAAACUCCUCCAGGAGCACGCCUAGCUCAGGAUCCAUGCCUACCGGACGUGUAGCAGCAUCAGCGCCCGAAAACCUCAGCCUGUUUCUGGAUCCUCCCUCCAAAAGUGAGGACAGCGGAAAAAAGAUGUCUAAGGACUCAAUCUUGUCCCUGUAUAGCAGUACAGCACCACAAACAAACAUGGCUGCUCAUGCUGGCAUGUACAUGGGAGCACCCCAGAUGGGCUAUGUCCCUGCUGCAGGAUACGGCCAAUACCAGGCCCUGGGUGCCCAGCAGGGCGUGAUGGGGCCUAUGAUGGCUCCACAGAUGAACAUACUGGGACAGGCAGGUGUCAUGCCGCACACCGGAGUGGCAGCUGCACCUCCGUACAUGGCAGGGGUGCAGGGGGGCGUAAUGGGAAUGCAGAACGGGAUGAUGGGAAGCGUGGCAGCAGUUCCUCCGCAGGCAUAUGGAGCACAGCAGGCCCAACAGCUGCAGUGGAACAUCAGCCAGAUGACUCAACACAUGGCGGGAAUCAAUUUCUACGGUGCCAGUAACAUGAUGGGAUACGGGCAGCCCAUGGGAGGGGCGGCUGCUCCCGGUUCAAAUCCAAUGCUCGGGUCGCACGUGUGGAAGUGAUGUCAUAGAGAGAAAGAGAGUGGGACAGCGUGUCUGUAUUGGUUGGGCUCGGUUGGCACCACGACUGACUGACAGCAGAAGGGGAACAGAUUGUAGGAGCUAACACUUUGGGGAGUCGAUUAGAUGAAGUCUCUACCUCCCUCAUUCUCAGAGCCAGAUUCUCAUGCUUUCCUUCAAACAGUCCCAUACUCAGAGAGAGAACAGAAGUGUCAUUCGCCAUGUAGACUGUGUAUUCGCCUCUCAGCCGAAUGUCAGCUUUGAGGUUUUAGAUUGAUGUGUUUUUGCUGCAUCCGCUUGAAGAUUUGGUUUUCUGUUCUCUCUCUGAUCCGCUUUAAGAUGCGAGCACAUUUAGCGUUUCUAGGCAAAUUUUCACAUGCAAAAUCUGGUUAGGAAUCUGGAGUUUGUGGGCGAUUGAGUUCCCUUUGCAGAUUUUGCUUGUGAAUUUGCCACGCUGACCAACAGGAACCUGCUUGGUGUGACUUCUGUGUGAGCUGUGCUUCACACUUCACUGUUGAUGAUAUACAAUUGCUCUUUUUGCCCACAGCUUUUCGCCAAAAUCACGCUAAUGCGGCAGCAUCUUUAGUUUCAGUUAACAAAGCUUGUUUCAUGUCUUCAACACUUUUAUCAUAUAUAUAUCUAUAUAUGUGUGUGUGUGUAUAACAGUCUAUGUCUCAUCAUAAGCAUGUUUGCAGUCAUAAAUGUACAGCUAGAAGCCAUUUAAGACCGUAAGUAUCUUAAACUUUGAUACUGCUGAGGAAAAUGUCCAUUUUGUGUCUGUGCUAUCAGGUUCGGCAAUGAUACUCUUGUAUGGUCGACUUUCUAACGCACAGGGUACAACUAAGCCACUUUGAAUUUGCUUUCUGUCACAUUCGCUCUCAACUCAGGAGAAAUAAAGACUUGGGGGAUGAGGGUUCCGCAUCCAUCUCAUAGCAGGACAUUCACAUUCAGCCAAAGAUUUAUUAACGCUCAGCAGUCGGCACAGAUCUUUAGAACAGUCCGUUCUAGAUGGAUCCGUGCUGCUGUUUGUCGUUUCACAGCAUUGCGGUUUGACCUCAAGAGUAUAAUGGCACCAUUGAUUGUAUUGUGCACUGCUUUUCUCCUCGUUACUGAGUGCAGGGUCGCCUCUGGCGGAGAGAACAACAUUUUGGGACACUGAGGCUGCAGUUUGGACCGAGACCAAAUGAAUGUUUCAUUCUGACUGCUGCCCGGAGAGCAGUUUACCAUGGCCACUGUGUGAAGUUCAUUCAAAGUCCAUGUGUUUGAACCUAACACCUGCUUCUGAAGUAACCAAAUGCAACCAUCUUAUUUUAAACUAGAGCAUGUGAAAAGAAGAAGCUAGGAUCCCUUUGAAACGGCUGAUAAACAGCCUUGGAUGGUUUGCUGGUCUGUUUUACUGGUUUCAGACAGGUUUAGUCUAUUUAAGGGCACUUACAGCAGCUAGCCUGGCUUGGAUACCAACAAGACCAGAAAUCAAUCUUAGACUGGUUUGUGUAUUUGUUCAGGGUUAAACAGUUGUAUGUACAUGCAUUAAACAUGUCUGGGCUUUUGUGUUUAUUUUCAGGUCAUAGCCACAGAGACUCGAAAUGUUCUACCCAGGAAGCGUUCUUUUUUCUUAAUGACAGUGAUUUGUAAAGAAGUUCACUGCUCCAGGCUUCUCAACAUUCUACAAUAUUUGGUUGCUGGUUUUACUGUAGACCUGAAUGUGAAAAAAAAUGUGUUUGCUAUUAUUAUUACUGAUGCUUUUUAUACCUUGGUGAAUAUGUGGGUUGAAACCACUCAGUCAUUGUGGUCUUGCACAUCACUGUCCUCUACUGGCCAAUAAGUGAUCAUCAGUUAUGUACAGUGGUUGUUUGUAUCACAACAUUUGUUGCUUGUUUGUUAAAUUUUAAACUGCACUGCAUUUUUUAGGUUUUGAAUGUUUGGUUUGUUUAUUAACUGAUUAAAUGGUACCAUUCCUAUUUCAUAAUUAGGCACAUGUGAACCAUGUUUGUGAUAUAACGAGACAUUACCCUCUGUAUAUGGUCUUAAGGUUUUAUCUUUAAUUUAAAACUAUUGCGAUAAUGGCACUUUGCCAUAGCAGCUUGUAUGCAUGAAUCGUUCAUGGAGAAAGUUUGAUUAUUAGACAACAAUCACUCUGUGUGCAUGCUAGACAUUCCAAAACCGCAAUCAUUAGACGUUCACACUGAAGUCAGACUGUAUGGGCUGAAAAGUAUUGCUGUUGAUUAAAUUCAUCUCGUCAGUGCAUCUGCUUUCAGUUUUCAACCUUCCACUUGAAUGUAUCUGUCCGGUUUGAGUGAUUAGUAUCGGGUCAUUUAAAGAAUGAUGUAGUGCUCUUUGUAAAGCAAUCUGGGGUCCUGUUUAAAAUUAGAUUUACAAUUUUGGCACACCGGUAAUCUGUAGAGAAGCAAUCAUUCUAGAGGUCUUCUAUAAAAUGCAACUGCUACGUAUACAUUUCAUUUCAUUCAAUACAUAAAAUAAAUGCUUUUGUUUUAAGCUAGAGAUAAAUGUUAAAACCGCUGUUUUCUUAAUAUGCAUCAAAUGUUUCCUUUUUGGAAUAUGGAGGGCUUGUUUUCACACACGCUUGCAGACUCAAGGAAGAGACUCCAACAGCUGUGUAAUGGUUUUCAUCAAUAAUUUAGGUGAAACGGUGCUAAAACAUCAUCUUGGCCACAUUACGUUGUGGAGGUCUUGAAGAUUCUUCCUCUAUGAACUCUCACAUGAGAAGAUGUAACUUCAUGUAAGUUUCUGUUAUGCUGAAGUGAUCCCAUCAUUGUGGCUCACGGUGGAUGUGUAGAUACAGUAUGUCGGUUACUUGCGAAGUUCCUUUUUAGAAAUAUAUUACAAAGGCUUGAAUGUGAAAUAAGAUGAUAAAUAAACAUCUCGACAGCAA
This is a messenger RNA of Carassius auratus (goldfish), 4657 nucleotides long. RefSeq names its product stromal membrane-associated protein 2-like. Gene Ontology annotation, cellular component: cytoplasm. The record is from RefSeq and is a predicted model, not a curated record. Bases 496 to 1767 code for a protein of 423 amino acids. Lineage: Eukaryota; Metazoa; Chordata; Actinopteri; Cypriniformes; Cyprinidae. Gene Ontology annotation, molecular function: GTPase activator activity. The transcript is spliced from 10 exons.